This is a messenger RNA of Daktulosphaira vitifoliae (grape phylloxera), 2085 nucleotides long. RefSeq names its product trimethylguanosine synthase-like. Gene Ontology annotation, biological process: 7-methylguanosine RNA capping; 7-methylguanosine cap hypermethylation. NCBI's taxonomy places the organism in Eukaryota, Metazoa, Arthropoda, Insecta, Hemiptera, Phylloxeridae. The coding region runs from base 306 to 1880 and encodes 524 amino acids. The record is from RefSeq and is a predicted model, not a curated record. The transcript is spliced from 10 exons. Gene Ontology annotation, molecular function: RNA cap trimethylguanosine synthase activity. Gene Ontology annotation, cellular component: nucleus.
UUAAUAAUAUUUAUGAUAAUUUAUCUUAAUUUUUGAGUUUUUCUAAAUGUUUUUAGUAGAUCGGCUAGUGUCUGGUCUGAAAAUUGGAUUUAGCAUGUUCUUUUAAAAUAAUGAAUACUAUAAUAGUCUUUUACAAAAUGCUGAGUUUAAGAAAAUUUAAAUCACAAACAUAUAAUAUUAUACUGUAAAACAAACAUACAAAUCAAUUAAUAUUAAAUUAAUCAAUUAAAAAAUUAAUAUCGUUUAAAUUAAUUUUUGAAGAUCAUGAAUGUUUUUAAUUGAAUGUAGAAAAAAUUGUAGCAAACAUGGAUGGCUCAAAUAUUAAAAUGUACAAUAAAUAUGAAACUCUUGGUGAAAUUUAUUUUUAUUCAAAUUCCAAUAAAAAUUAUAAAGUAAAAUUACUUUGCAGCCGUCUUUUAGCAAAUCACAGUUUUAAAAAUUAUAACUUGGAUAAUUCCUGUACUGAACGUUCAUCAGAUGAUUCAAGUAUAAUAGAUGAAAAAACUGAUUCAAAUGUUAUUAAUUCAUCAAUGUUUAUUGAUCAUGAUGAAUUUAGAAGUAAAAUAAGUUUAAAUAAUCAAAAUAAUUCAUCAUCUAUUGAUGAAUUUAUAGAUCAAGAAAAUACUUAUGAAGUUUUACAAAAGGAAGAUAAUAUUCAAGAUAAAGAAUGGUAUAAUUAUUGGGAAAAAAAUGGUGAAAAGUUUAUAAAUGAAACUUGGGUAAAACAAUAUGGUAGCUGUACAUUAAAUGAUUCAGAUAUUAAUAUUGAUGAACUUUAUCAAAAUCAUAUUAAAAUCCAAUAUACUGCAUUGUAUUGGAAAUUUGUAGAAGAAAAAAGUUUGAAGCAUUUUCAGAUAGAAAAAUCUGUCGAAUACAAUAAAGAUUUAAAUAAAGCGGUUCAGUCGACUUCUUUUUGUAGCCAAAUCAAUGUAGAAGAAAAUUUCAAUGACUCUAAAUUUGAAUUUAUUUAUAAGUAUAAACAUUUUCCCAACUGUAAUUUUCAACUGGUGAGAGUUUACCAAGCACUGAGUAAAAUGGGAUACACAUAUUGUGAUCAAACUAAUUUUGAUUUUGGCCACGUGGAAUACCAUAAAAAACAUUUGAUAAAAUCUACUAGUCAUUUAAACAUAUACAGAAUUCCAGAAAAAUUCAGUCUUAAAAAUGAAAAUACAGAAAUUGAUAUGAAUUCAAAAAGAAAAUUAAAAAAAAAAGAAAAAAGAUCAAAAUUUUUUAAUAAUUCUACCAAAAUUAAAUUAGAAAAAUUUGGUUUCAGUGAUUUAGAAAUUGAUUCAGUACUAAUGAAAUAUUGGAAAAAACGUUUUAUUUUAUUCUCAAAGUUUGAAGAAGGUGUGAAGUUAGACCAAGAAAGUUGGUACUCUGUUACUCCAGAAGUAAUUAGUAAGCAUAUAGCAGAACGUUGUAGUUGUUAUCUUCUUAUUGAUCCAUUUUGCGGAGCUGGAGGAAAUAUUAUUCAGUUUGCAAUGACAUGUGAAUUAGUUAUAGCGAUUGACAAAGAUCCUAAAAAAAUUGAAAUGGCUCGUAGUAAUGCAGAAUUAUAUGGAGUUGCUGAUAGAAUUGAAUUCAUUGUUGGUGAUUUUUUCAGUGUAGCUGAAUCUUUAAAAGCAGAUGUUGUAUUUUUAUCCCCACCAUGGGGCGGUCCGGAGAAAAUGAAUCUUGAGGAAUAUAAGUUGUCCAAUAUAAUGCCAGAGAAUGGAGGAGUAAAAAAAUUAUUAUCUGUUGCCAGAAAUAUCACUACUGAGAUUGCCCUUCAUUUACCAAAAAACACAAACAUUUUUGAUGUAAGAAUCAUUUUUAUUUAUUUAGAUAUUUUAAAGAAGUCCAAGAAUGAAAAUAUUGAAAUGGAGAAAGCAAUGAAUUAAAUGUUUAAGUUCAACUAUUGAUGGCUGGAUUGAGGUUCAACAAAAUGUUCUGAAUUCACGAUACAACUCUAUUACUGUUUAUUAUGGUGAAUUAUAUGGAUUGUGUCAUGAAACAACAGGAAAUUACUCAUAUGAUAUUUUUGAUGGAUAGAAUUUGUAAUUUAAUUAAAAUUAUUCUAACCAAAUAUAUGUGUAAUUUUAUUGA